AGAAAGGAGAAUCUUUGGCUGCAGCAACUCAUUGGAUCGAAAAAGUCAACUUUUUUGUGUGUUUUAAUAAAAGAAAAGAAAAUGGCACUUCGACAAACCUCAGAAAAGGAACCAAACAUCGAGUUGUUCAUCAAGGCUGGACAUGAUGGUGAAAACAUUGGAAACUGCCCGUUCUGCCAAAGACUCUUCAUGGUGCUGUGGUUGAAAGGAGUGAAGUUUACAGUGACCACUGUUGAUAUGAGGAAGAAGCCUGCCGAGCUCAAGGACCUGGCCCCUGGGACUAACCCUCCUUUCCUCCUCUACAACGGCACCCUGAAAACAGACUUCAUCAAGAUCGAGGAGUUUCUUGAACAAACACUGGCCCCUCCCAGGUAUCCUCAUCUCAUCCCAGUAAACAAAGAGUCCUUUGACGUGGGGUCUGACAUCUUUGCAAAGUUUUCAGCUUUCAUCAAAAACAGCCCAAACAAUGCUGUGCAGGAAAAGAACCUGAUACGUGAGUUCAAGCGGUUGGACGAGUACUUAAAUGCACCCCUGCCGGAGGAAAUCGACCACAACUCAACAGAAAACAUCAUCACAUCCAAGAGGAAGUUUCUGGAUGGAGAUCGCCUCACGUUGGCAGACUGCAACCUGCUGCCCAAGCUGCAUGUGAUCAGGGUUGCUGCCAAGAAGUACUGCGAUUUUGACAUUCCUGCGCACUUUACAGGCGUUUGGCGAUACCUUCAAAACGCCUACGAGAGGGAGGAGUUCAAACAGACGUGCCCGGCUGACAUCGAGAUUGAGAAAGCUUACUUUGGUGUUGCCAAGAGGAAAUAAAAAUGUUAAUUAUCUCUUCUUAGAGGCCUAUUUAAAC
This is a messenger RNA of Nematolebias whitei (Rio pearlfish), 850 nucleotides long. It is a transcript of the gene clic2, whose product is annotated as chloride intracellular channel 2. NCBI's taxonomy places the organism in Eukaryota, Metazoa, Chordata, Actinopteri, Cyprinodontiformes, Rivulidae. The record is from RefSeq and is a predicted model, not a curated record. Gene Ontology annotation, molecular function: chloride channel activity. The transcript is spliced from 6 exons. Gene Ontology annotation, biological process: negative regulation of ryanodine-sensitive calcium-release channel activity; chloride transmembrane transport. Bases 82 to 813 code for a protein of 243 amino acids.